AUGUCCCUGAAUUGUUGCUCGUCGAUGCGCUGGGCGAAUGGCCGAGAACUCGACGAUGAAGAGCUGAUUUGGGUGAAUAGUCCUGGCUACGUACCGCCACGCCUUGAUCUGACGUCUGAUUGGGUGUGCAACGACCGCGAGCUGAUCGUGGAAGAGAUGCGCCGCCAGCAGCGGUUCCUGGAGCAUCUCCAUAAAACGAUCUCGACGCUGCCUGAUGGUCCAGUCCAAAAAGAGCUCUCCGAGCAGGCCUGGAAAACUCAGCGCACCAUCACGUUUCUGACUAGACGCCGUGCGCUUGUCGAAUGUAAGGACAAGGUAGACACGCUGUCAAAGUCCUCGGCAUCGGCGGUGCGCAGAGCCAUGUUGGAGGAGAAACAAGUUCUGGCCGUCCGCUGCUCGCUGCUCGAAGACAUCUCCAUCGAACGGGCUCGAAUCGCCCAGCUUUGCUACAAUCAAUCGUUCGAGGAUCGUUCGGCCAGUGAGGCUUCAACCCCCACAUUGGCUGAUGCUACUCGCGAGGAUGCGGAAUUGGAGCUGGCUGCCCGGACGGCCCUCUUGGCAGAGAACACCCGCCUUCGCAACGAGUGUGCCAGCCUGCGCGCUGCAAUCGAAGAUAUCCAAGAGACGGCUCGUCAGGCCCUCGAAAAACAGAAU
Mesorhabditis spiculigera is the source of this 654-nucleotide messenger RNA. Lineage: Eukaryota; Metazoa; Nematoda; Chromadorea; Rhabditida; Rhabditidae. The record is from the annotation of a GenBank genome assembly.